AGACAUCAGAGAAGCUUUCUGAAAAUAGUAAAAUAUUGAUCUCUAUGGCCAAGGAGAACAUACCACCAAACAGUCAACAGACCAUGGGUUCCUUAGGAAUUGAUUAUGGCUUAAGUUUACCACUUGGGGAAGACUAUGAACGGAAGAAACACAAACUUAAAGAGGAAUUACGGCAAGAUUACAGACGUUAUCUUACUCAGGGCAUUACACAAGCAAAAAGAAAGAAAAAUUAUCUAUCCACGGGUGAACCAGAUCCAUCUACUCUGGGAGUGUCUCUUCCUAUUGGUGAGAGGUUAUCUGCCAAGGAAAGGUUGAAACUUGAACGCAACAAAGAAUACAAUCAGUUUCUCAGGGGUAAGGAGGAAUCCAGUGAAAAGUUCAGACAGGUAGAAAAGAGUAAUGAGCCAAAGAGUCAAAGAAAUAAAAAACUUGUAAGUCAAGUUAAGUCUGAUUUAUCUUCACAAAUACAAUCAUCUCGUGAAAAUUCUGAGGAUCCUAGGAGAGGUGUCUUAACUCCUUCAGAGGCAUACGAAGAGCUUUUGAACCAAAGGCGACUAGAGGAGGAUAGAUAUCGACAACUCGAUGAUGAAAUUGAAUUAAGGAAUAGAAGAAUUAUUAAAAAAGCUAAUGAAGAAGCAAGCAUUUCCAACACAAAGCAUCAAAGGUUUGCAAGCAGGACUGGCAUUCCAGGUAGAAGAUUUCACAGAUUUAAUGAGGAUUGUGUUUCUGAUAGACAAUAUUAUAGACCAGACCAAGAUCCUGAAGUAAGUGAAGAAAUGGAUGAGAGAUUUAGAUUUGAAAGUGAUUUUGAUAGAAGACUUUUGAGAGUGUACACAAAUGACAGGACACAAGGGAACAAACGAGAGAAUGUGCCUCCUAGGGAGCAUGAUGGUGACGUGACUGAACAAUCAGACGUACGAGUUGCAUCUGCUGGAAAUAAAAGCACUCAAGGCAAUGCACCGUCUACAUCUACUCAUCAGGAGAUCUGUAGUCCUUUUGCAGGGAUGCUUUUUGGAGGUGAAGAUAGAGAACUUAUUCAGAGAAGGAAAGAGAAAUACAGACAAGAGCUAUUGGAACAAAUGGCUGAGCAAAAGAAGAACAAGAGACGAGAAAAAGAUUUAGAACUCAGAGUUGCAGCUUCUGGAGUACAAGACCCUGAGAAAUCGCCUGAUAGACUAAAGCAGUUUAGUGUGGCACCAAGACACUUUGAAGAGAUAGUACCACCUGAGAGGCCCAGAGUAGCUUUCCAGACUCCUCUCCCUCCUUUAUCUGCCCCAUCCGUACCACCCAUGCCGGCAGUUCACUCUGUGCCUCCUCAAAAUGAAGAUUUUCACAGUGGAUUAAGCAGUGCCUUUGGUGAAAUGGUGCCUCCCAGGGUUGCACCACUGCCUCCUCCUCCCCUACUACCACCUUUGGCUGCUAACUAUCGCACUCCUUAUGAUGACGCAUACUAUUUUUAUGGGGCCAGGAACACUUUGGAUCCCAGUCUUGCUUAUUAUGGUUCCGGAAUGAUGGGAGUACAGCCUACAGCUUAUGUUAGUGCUCCUGUUACCCACCGACCAGCCCAACCUAUUGUGAAUACGAUUGGACAGAAUGAACUGAAAAUUACAAGUGAUCGUGCAAUAAAUUCAGGAUUAUUUUUUGAAGAUAAACCAAAACCUUCUAAACAGUCACUUCAGUCUUACCAAGAGGCUUUGCAGCAGCAGAUUCGAGAAAGAGAAGAAAGAAGGAAGAAAGAACGUGAAGAAAAAGAAGAAUAUGAAGCUAAAUUAGAAGCUGAAAUGAGAAUUUAUAACCCCUGGGGAAAAGGUGGAGGUGGUGCUCCUCUCAGGGAUGCAAAAGGAAAUCUGAUAACUGAUUUGAAUAGGAUGCACAGACAAAAUAUAGAUGCCUACCAUAACCCAGAUGCGAGAUCACAUGAAGAUAAAAGGGCUGUUGUAUCUCUAGACCAAAAUUUAGCCACUUCAAAUGCUGAGAACCUAGAAGAUUCUGCAAAUAAAAACUCAGGUCAUGUGCAAACACAGAGCUCUCCUUUUGCUCGGGGAAAUAUAUUUGGUGAGCCUCCAACUGAACUUCAGAUUAAACAGCAAGAACUGUACAAGGAUUUUCUUCGUUUUCAGCAAAGGCUAAAAAAUGAAGAGCUUAUUCGGUUAGCUGAAGAAAGGCGAAAAGAAGCUGAAAGAAAGAAGAAAGAAGAAGAAGAAAAACAUAACUUGCAACUUCAGCACUACUAUGAAAGAGAAAAUGUGAUUGGAGAAGAAACAAAGCGCUCAAGACAGCCUUCUCCUGUAGUUCCUGCUCUUCAGAACAAAAUCUCAAGCAAACCCCAAAGACCUCCUUCAGUUGACAGCAUCAUAAGUUCCUUUAUUCAUGAAAGUUCCAUGUCCAGGGCACAGUCUCCUCCAGUCCCUGCCAGGAAAAACCAGCUCCGUGCAGAAGAGGAGAAAAAAAAUGUGAUUAUGGAAUUAUCAGAAAUGAGGAAACAGCUUCGCAGUGAAGAGAGGCGUCUACAAGGGCAGUUGCUACACUUGGACAAUGAUGAUGAAAUUCACAUAAGGAAAAGAGAAAAGAAUCCCAUGGAUAUAUUUGACAUGGCUAGAUAUCGGUUGCAAGCACCUGUCAGAAGACAGUCACCUAAGGGGUUAGAUGCUUCCACUUUUCAGAACAUUCAUGAUUUUAAUGAACUGAAAGAUAGAGAUUCAGAAACACGAUUUGAUCUCAAAUUUAUGUACCCGGAUCCUCCAAGAGAUCAUCACACCUUAGAGAUUCAACAGCAAGCUCUGCUAAGGGAGCAGCAGAAGCGACUGAAUAGAAUAAAAAUGCAGGAAGGUGCUGAAGUUGACUUAGAUGCCACCCCAAGUGCUAAAGUACGGAAGCAAAGAAUGGUGAAAAUGCCCACAGAUGACACUAAUGAUUUCUUGAAAAAUUCAUUACUGGAAUCUGAUAGUGCUUUUAUUGGUGCUUAUGGUGAGACAUAUCCUGCCAUUGAAGAUGAUGACUUCCCUCCACCAUCACAGCUGCCCUCUGCAAGGGAGCGCAGGAGAAACAAAUUGAAAGGACUGGACUUUGCAGAUAACAGUUGUCCUGAUGUGCCACCAGAUGGUCUCUCUUUAAAAUCAGUGUCCAGUGUAAAUGUUGACCAGCUUAGAAUGAGAAAUGAGGAGCGAAUGCGUAGACUGAAUGAACUUCAGAAUAAACCUAUUAAUACAGAGGACGAGAGUUCUCUGGUUGACCCUGAUGACAUCACGAAACACAUGGGGGAUGACGGCUCAAACUCUAUAGCAACCGAGCCCUGGCUCCGCCCUGGCACCUCGGAAACACUGAAACGCUUCAUGGCAGAGCAGCUGGACCAGGAACAGCAGCAAGUUCCUGGGAAACCAGGCCCUUUCACUUGGCAGAGCCUGUCCACUGCGCAUGGUUAAAAUAAAUCUGUAAUGGACCCAGUAGUGCCUUGUCAGGUGAAAGGAAUGGUAAAUAGUAAUAUGUUAAUAAUAUGUUCUUUUUCUCUUGCCUGAAGUUAGUUUUGUUAUAUUUGUAUAUAAAGCAUAUUUUUCCAAGAUGUAUAUGAUUCACGUUAUGUACAUAAAUAAAAGGCCAUGAUUACUGCAUGUAACAAAGGGUACUCUGGUUUUGCAGCACUGUCAAGACACUUAAGUUUUAGUCACCUUGACCGGCAGAAUCUAUAAUAAGAUAGUACACAUAUGACAGUUGAAUCAAGAGUACAUUAUUCUAUAAUGAAUGAUAAUUCUCUACACUUCUGUGCUAUGUACAUAAAUAGAAGGCCAGAAUUAUUUUUGCACAACUAUGCCAUAGAGUGGUAAUGAACUCUGGAUUCAACUAUCAUAUGUACACUAUUUUAUUAUAAAUUCUGUUUAUCAGGAUAAGGUGAAUAAAACUGAAGUGUCUUUAUGGUGCUAUCAAACCAGAAUACCCUCUGUCACACGCACAUUUGCCACUGUUAUCUACUGAAGAUAACUCUUUAGUGUCUACACAUGCUGUAGCUACUAUGACUAUCCCAGUUGCUACGUAAUGAAAGAAUCAAAUGUGCUCCUUAAUUUUCCUGUCACUUGACGCUACUGACUCCACAGACAUAAUGGGAACUGUAAUUGGUUUUAUUCUCGUGAGCCAUACACUAAAUUUACAUCUUUCUGUCUCUACUUUUGUGCCAAUGAACGCAUUGUCUUAAAGUUAUUAAUUUAUGUGAUUUGACUACUUGUUGAUAGAAAUAAAUUUUUACUUUUAUUAACCAAUGUCGACUUCUUAUGUUAAUUGGAAUUUUUAGGUUUCUAGAGGUUGAAGAGAGGAGGAGAGGUAAGAAUACCCAGGGGUCAAGAACAGAGACUGGAAUCUUUGUUCCACCACCAUGGAAUAGUGAGUCAAUUUUCUAA
Messenger RNA from Otolemur garnettii (small-eared galago), 4388 nucleotides. It is a transcript of the gene CSPP1, whose product is annotated as centrosome and spindle pole associated protein 1. Gene Ontology annotation, cellular component: centrosome; spindle pole; microtubule. The coding region runs from base 45 to 3422 and encodes 1125 amino acids. The transcript has 28 exons. Lineage: Eukaryota; Metazoa; Chordata; Mammalia; Primates; Galagidae. The record is from RefSeq and is a predicted model, not a curated record. Gene Ontology annotation, biological process: positive regulation of cytokinesis.